This is a messenger RNA of Musa acuminata AAA Group (dessert banana), 2668 nucleotides long. RefSeq names its product probable arabinosyltransferase ARAD1. The transcript is spliced from 3 exons. Lineage: Eukaryota; Viridiplantae; Streptophyta; Magnoliopsida; Zingiberales; Musaceae. The record is from RefSeq and is a predicted model, not a curated record. The coding region runs from base 945 to 2369 and encodes 474 amino acids. Gene Ontology annotation, molecular function: glycosyltransferase activity.
AUUAAUCGAGGGAGGGAAAGCUCCUAAAUAAAAAAAUAAAAAAAAAGAGUCAUCUAAUUUUCCUCUAAAGCUCAAGUUAGAAAAUGCUUCGCAGAUGUUAAUAAUGGAGAUUCAUGAGCUUCAUAAAGAGAAAGAUUAAGGAGGAGAGUUUUUCCUUUUCCAUAUGCUUGGUUUAUCGUCAUGUGAUCAUCUCUCCUUUGCUUCUUCGUAUGGAGAUAAUAUUUUAUGUGAUGCUAGGAGACUUAUGAUUUGUUGUCAGAGAGGAUCCUCCCUGUUAUGCAGACAGGUGGUGUAAUUUUGCUUGAUCGGGAGCAAUCGUGGAAGCAAAGUAGGUAUGCAGUAAGAAGGAAAUGACUAAACACUUGCCAGAUUGACGAGGUUUGUCAUUAUACUCUUUUGAACAACGAGAGAAUGGAUCGAGCUCGACCUUACGGAGGUGCCGUAGCACAUUAUGAUCUUUAUUAUAUAGAAACUAUAUUCUUAUCGAUGUGGUUUAUGGAUAUGAUAUAUCGACGACAUAGGAGCGCUGAUGUGUGUGUCAGUGAUAUGACGAAUACGUUAGUAUUCGAGUAACACACAAAAAAAUCCUCCUCCCUCGAUACCUACUACUACUACUGUGUCAUUUUUCACUCCUAGUUGUUGAUCAAAUCCGAUCCAAUCCGAACGGGUCCGAGAUGUAAAAUUAGCAUCCUGAUGAUGAGACCUAUUACGAAGCGGGUUGACAUCAAGAACCGGAUUUUUAAUCCUCGAGUCCGGGUGGAGGGUAUCGUGCAGGGAGGAGGCCGACGAAAUCGAGGAGGGUUAAGUGUAAAAUCCAGGUUCCGAGAGGGUUCGAAACCCAACUGUCGAUUCCUUUCUUCUGGGGGCAAAAGCGGCCUUUUCCCCGGCGGUGGUCCGCGUCUCUUCGGCUGCAUCCCCCGGUGCCGCAGAGGAGUGAGCCACCGAUGUCCGACCGAACCAAGCCAAGAAAACCCAAGCCUUCCUCCUCAUCCCCACCUCCUUCCCCUACCAUAGCCCUAACCCUAAAGAUGGCUCGCCGGUCCCUCCUCAAGCCCACCCUCGCCACCGCCUUUCUCUCUCUCCUCUUCCUCUACGCCCUUUUCCACACCCUGCUGACUCCCUCCCCCUCCCCCUCCCCCUCCGCUGCCAUCGGCCUUUCUCCUUCUCCUCCUUCGGCUCCCAAGAUUUACCUCUACGGCCUCCCCUCCAAGUUCACCUACGGCGUCGUCCGUAGCUACCUCCGCGCCCGCGGCUCCCCGGUCCCCGCCAACGACGCCGACAUCCGAUAUCCCGGUCACCAGCACUCCGCCGAGUGGUGGCUCCUAUCCGAUCUCGCCCGUCCCCCCACUGCCCGGUCCCCUAACUCACCCCUCCGGCUCACCCUCGACCCCGACGAAGCAGACCUCUUCUACGUGCCCUUCUUCUCCUCACUCAGCCUUGUCGUCAACCCGAUCCGUCCCGGCGGCAGUGACAUACCGGGCGGCGGCGGCGGCGGCUCUAUGGCGUACAGCGACGAGGGGACGCAGGAGGAGCUGGUGGAGUGGCUCGAAGGGCAGGAAUACUGGAGGCGUAACAGGGGGAGGGAUCAUGUGAUCGCGUGCCAGGAUCCGAAUGCGCUCUACAGGGUGAUAGAUCGGGUGAGGAAUGCGGUGCUCCUGGUGUCGGACUUCGGGAGGCUCAGGGCCGAUCAGGCAUCGCUUAUUAAAGAUGUUAUAUUGCCGUAUUCUCACCGUAUCAACUCCUACAAGAGGGACGUUGGGGUAGAAGGCCGGCAUUCGCUUCUUUUUUUCAUGGGAAACCGGUACCGGAAGGAGGGUGGAAAAGUACGUGAUACUCUUUUCCAAAUACUUGAAGAUGAGAAGGAUGUUGUCAUAAAACAUGGAACACAGUCCAGGGAGAGUAGACGCAUGGCAACACAAGGGAUGCACUCAUCUAAGUUCUGCUUACAUCCUGCAGGAGAUACCCCUUCAGCUUGCAGGUUAUUUGAUGCAAUUGUUAGUUUAUGCAUCCCGGUGAUAGUAAGUGACUACAUCGAGUUACCUUUUGAAGAUGUUAUAAACUACAAGAAGAUUGCGAUAUUUGUAGAUACUAUUAGUGCAGUGAAGCCAGGAUACCUAGUUUCAAAGAUCAGGAAAGUCAGCAAUGAGAGGAUUUUGCAAUAUCAGCAAGAACUUAAAAUGGUGAAAUGGUACUUUGAAUAUGAAGAUCCAAAUGGAACUGUAAAUGAGAUAUGGCGUCAAGUUUCUUCAAAAGUUCCUCUAAUAAAACUGAUGAUCAACCGUGACAAACGUCUUGUCCAGAGAGGCCAUGAUCCCGACUGUUCUUGUAUAUGUUCCAAACAGAAUGGGACUAUCAGUAUCAGAAAAUGAGUCCAGAAGAUUAGAAGGCUCAACACCUCAAAGCACGGCAGGAGAUUUAUUUCAGAUCGGAAGACGAAAUUUCAGUUUGAUACCAAGUGACUGUACGUGUGUCUGACUACUUUUAUUCAGGGAGAAAUAUUGUUUUUUGUUGUUAAAGUUAAUUCUUUCAUUAUUUGUGCCUUAUAAUACGUCGAAGCAUUUCCCUUUGUUUCCAGUAUGAGUGGAUGAACGGUCUGCAAGUAUGUGGAACCAACCAAAGUUUCCUUCUAGGCCCUCUUGGAAAUAACAUUUUCUGUUGCAGUUUUAUA